AUGGGCUCGACCAAGGAUGAACUCGUAGAAGAGUACCUUGAGAAUAUGGCCGCGUACAAACUGGAAGCUGAAGAAGCCGGACGUGAUUGGAGCGAAGGGUUUAUUUGCCUUUCACAAGCCAAACUUGAUCGACCCAUUGGUCAACACAAUUACGAUAUGAACAUGAAACCAACCAUCACAGUAGCCAACGGUAAGCUACAGUUCUCGAAGGAUUUUGAUCCUCUGGCAAUGUUCGGGGGCGCGUUUAGCCCUCAAUCAUUGAAAAAAGCACAACAGGCGUUCCAAAAAGCGCUUGAAAAUGCCGUUACAUGUCACAACUCACUACAAGCCAUACGCAGAGUGGAAACCGCCCUGAAAGACUUGGACUAA
Molecule: messenger RNA, 369 nt
Organism: Wickerhamiella sorbophila
Lineage: Eukaryota; Fungi; Ascomycota; Dipodascomycetes; Dipodascales; Trichomonascaceae
Exons: 1
Coding region: 1-369 (122 amino acids)
Biological process (GO): vacuolar proton-transporting V-type ATPase complex assembly
Cellular component (GO): extrinsic component of endoplasmic reticulum membrane
Source: RefSeq, a predicted model, not a curated record